This is a messenger RNA of Zophobas morio, 7212 nucleotides long. It is a transcript of the gene PMCA, whose product is annotated as plasma membrane calcium ATPase. Gene Ontology annotation, cellular component: plasma membrane; intracellular membrane-bounded organelle. NCBI's taxonomy places the organism in Eukaryota, Metazoa, Arthropoda, Insecta, Coleoptera, Tenebrionidae. The transcript is spliced from 19 exons. Bases 690 to 4307 code for a protein of 1205 amino acids. Gene Ontology annotation, molecular function: P-type calcium transporter activity; ATP binding; ATP hydrolysis activity. The record is from RefSeq and is a predicted model, not a curated record. Gene Ontology annotation, biological process: regulation of cytosolic calcium ion concentration; calcium ion transmembrane transport.
GUGGUUGGAUAAUCGGGUGGCGCCACGGUGUACCCCGAGUCCCGAGUGGAAAGUGUCAGUUCGCUGAUCGGCGCCGCGGCUCGACACCACCGUCGCUACCCCUUGUCUUCAGCGGUGUGGUCGUAUGGUCGUAGUGGCGUGCUUUCGGGGUGGAGUUCUCAAAAUGUCGAGUCGUAGGUGGUGGUAGAGACAGGGUGAGCACCCAGCAUUGAGGACUGAGCGUGGGAUUGACCGCAUCGCAUGCAUGGAUCGUCGUAACCUUUCGCUGGAGGUCUGGGGCGCUUGCUUUAGCGCGGCAACUGAUAGAGGGCGUCGGCAUGGCAAUCGUUGUGCGCGUGUUGUUUAGGCGCCAUCGCAGUUCCCAUCGGGCUCAUCGUGGCUACCUACCACCAGCAUUGAACAGACAGAGGCAGCGCCCCUAACGGCGAGUCGAGACCAUUACGUUCGGGACUGUUAAUGUCCACCGGCCAGAGCGGCUCGGAGUGGUGCGAGCGAGUUGAGUUUGAGUGUGUGUAGUGCCUGGGUGCGUUUCGGGCGCCCAGAUCCUGCUAUCUACUAAUCGGGCGACAAAUGUUAACUUGACCGUCACUACGGAACAUCUAGACGGAGUGGACUGUGACAAGGGCUCGGGGCGACCGCUACCGCAGCCGGGACUUAUUGGACCAAGGCACAAAAUCUAGCUGUGAGAAAUGGCUACGAUAGACGGCCGUCCCGCGCAAUAUGGAAUUACCCUGAAACAGUUACGCGACCUCAUGGAACAUCGAGGUCGCGAAGGAGUAAAUAAAGUAACUGAAUAUGGAGGAGUCCAAGAAAUUUGCAAGAAACUAUACACAUCGCCCAGUGAAGGUCUUAGCGGGUCACAAGUGGACCUAGAACACAGAAGAGAAACAUUUGGAUCAAACUCAAUUCCUCCCAAACCUCCAAAAACUUUUCUUCAAUUAGUAUGGGAAGCUUUACAAGACAUCACUCUUAUUAUUCUUGAAGUAGCAGCCAUUGUAUCUUUAGCUCUUUCUUUCUAUAGGCCGCAACAAGAAGAACUCGUUUUCGACGACGACGAAACUAGUCAUGGUUGGAUUGAGGGUUUGGCCAUUUUAAUAUCCGUUAUUGUAGUAGUGCUAGUAACAGCAUUUAACGAUUAUACAAAAGAAAGACAGUUUAGAGGUCUUCAAAGUCGGAUUGAGGGAGAACAUAGAUUUGCUGUGAUUCGACAAGCAGAAGUUAAACAAGUUUCCGUUAGCGAUAUAGUUGUAGGUGAUAUUUGUCAGAUAAAAUACGGUGAUCUUCUACCAGCCGAUGGUAUAUUAAUCCAGUCCAAUGACCUCAAGGUGGAUGAAUCCUCGCUUACGGGGGAGUCAGAUCACGUUAAAAAGGGCGAACAUUUCGAUCCCAUGGUUUUGUCUGGCACCCACGUAAUGGAAGGUUCAGGAAAAAUGCUAGUAACCGCGGUCGGCGUCAAUUCGCAAGCAGGUAUCAUCUUCACACUGCUGGGGGCAGCUGUCGAUGAACAGGAAGCCGAAAUCAAGAAAAUGAAAAAAGAAGCUAAAAAGCAGCGGAAGAAGAAAAGCUUAACAGGUGCAGACGAUGACAAUGUCACCGGUAACAGUCACAUGAAUUCUCCCGCACCGGUGCCGAAUAAACUUAACGAGAGUCAAGAUGCGAAAGAGAAUCACGUAGCAUCGGCGCCAUCUUCGGGAGACAGUCAUAAGAAAGAAAAGUCAGUCCUUCAAGCAAAACUAACAAAGCUUGCCAUUCAGAUUGGUUAUGCCGGCUCAACGAUUGCCGUUCUCACCGUCGUCAUUUUGAUUAUUCAGUUUUGCGUUAAAACGUACGUCGUGGAGGGAAAGUCAUGGGAAAAAAAUCACGCAAGCCAUUUGGUACGCCAUCUCAUUAUUGGUGUGACUGUACUGGUUGUUGCCGUACCGGAAGGUUUGCCUCUCGCUGUUACGCUUUCUUUAGCUUAUAGUGUAAAGAAAAUGAUGAAAGAUAACAAUUUAGUGCGACACUUGGACGCUUGCGAGACCAUGGGUAACGCAACCGCCAUUUGCUCCGACAAAACCGGAACCCUAACAACCAACCGUAUGACCGUCGUGCAGUCUUACAUCUGCGAGCAGUUGUGCAAAUCGAUGCCCAAAUUUUCGGAUAUUCCCGCCCAUGUCGGAAAUGCGAUCCUCCAGGGUAUUGCGGUCAACUGUGCGUACACAUCACGAGUCAUGCCCCCCGAAGAUCCCACGGAACUGCCGAAACAGGUCGGCAAUAAAACUGAAUGCGCCCUGUUGGGAUUCGUUCUCGGUCUAGGCAAAAAUUAUCAAACGAUUCGUGAUGAUUAUCCAGAGGAAAGUUUUACCCGUGUUUAUACAUUUAAUUCCGUAAGAAAAUCUAUGAGCACUGUUAUCCCCAGACCGGGUGGUGGAUAUAGAUUGUUCACAAAAGGUGCUUCAGAAAUGAUUUUAAACAAGUGUGCCUUCAUUUACGGUCACGACGGCCGUCUAGAAAAGUUCACCAGAGACAUGCAAGAACGUUUGUUAAAACAAGUUAUUGAACCGAUGGCUUGUGAUGGUCUUAGGACUAUUUGUAUCGCUUUUCGCGAAUUUGUACCGGGCAAAGCUGAAAUUAAUCAAGUGCAUAUAGAAAACGAACCGAAUUGGGAGGACGAAGAUAACAUUGUGAAUAAUUUGACAUGCCUUUGUGUUGUCGGGAUCGAGGAUCCUGUGCGGCCAGAAGUACCUGACGCUAUCAGGAAGUGCCAGAAGGCUGGCAUCACGGUCAGAAUGGUCACAGGCGAUAACCUCAACACAGCCAGAUCUAUCGCCACCAAGUGCGGUAUUGUCAAACCUAACGAAGAUUUCCUCGUUAUUGAGGGCAAGGAGUUCAACAGACGCAUCCGAGAUAGCACCGGCGAAGUUCAACAACACCUACUCGAUAAAGUAUGGCCUAAACUCCGCGUGCUCGCACGUUCUUCACCAACUGACAAAUACACCUUAGUAAAAGGCAUAAUCGACAGUAAGGUUACCGAGAAUCGGGAAGUGGUCGCCGUGACGGGUGACGGUACCAAUGAUGGUCCGGCGUUGAAAAAAGCCGACGUUGGUUUUGCAAUGGGUAUCGCCGGUACCGACGUCGCAAAAGAAGCCUCUGAUAUUAUUUUGACUGAUGACAACUUUAGUAGUAUCGUAAAAGCCGUGAUGUGGGGGCGUAAUGUUUACGACAGUAUAGCAAAGUUUUUGCAAUUUCAGCUUACUGUUAACGUUGUUGCUGUUGUUGUAGCAUUUAUUGGUGCCUGUGCUGUUCAAGACAGUCCGUUGAAGGCUGUACAAAUGUUGUGGGUCAACUUGAUUAUGGACACUUUGGCUUCACUCGCUUUAGCUACCGAACUUCCUACGAACGACCUCCUGCUCCGAAAACCUUACGGAAGGACAAAACCCUUGAUUUCAAGGACGAUGAUGAAAAAUAUACUUGGACAAGCAGUUUAUCAAUUAACUGUAAUAUUUGCGCUUCUCUUUGUAGGCGAUAAAAUGUUAGAUAUUGAAUCCGGACGUGGUGCGGACCUCAACGCGGGACCUACACAGCACUUCACUGUUAUAUUUAAUUCGUUUGUUAUGAUGACUCUCUUCAAUGAGUUCAACGCGAGAAAAAUCCACGGCCAGCGUAACGUAUUCGAAGGAAUUUUCACCAAUCCAAUUUUCUAUACAAUAUGGAUUGGUACUUGCGUUGCGCAGAUCGUUAUCAUUCAGUACGGCAAGAUGGCGUUCUCUACACGUAGUUUGACUCUGGAGCAGUGGCUUUGGUGCCUUUUCUUCGGUCUGGGUACGUUACUUUGGGGACAACUAGUGACUACAGUUCCUACUCGAAAAAUACCCAAGAUUCUAUCUUGGGGCCGUGGCCAUCCCGAAGAGUACACCGAAGCUAUCGCGAUCGGCGAAGAAAAGUUCGACGUCGAUUCGGAUAAGAAGCCUCGUGCUGGUCAGAUUCUGUGGAUCCGUGGUUUGACUAGGUUGCAAACGCAGGUGAUAGGUGGUGAAUUGCAAGAACGUUUGAUUCCGGUUCCGUACAGCAAGAGCUCCACUGACCAAGCUGUGGGGCAAAAUCACAUCCGAGUAGUUAAUGCUUUCCGUCAGGGCCUAGAUGCUCGGUACGGCGAACACAGCAAUACUUCCCUUGCCGAGGUACUCCGCAAACAGACAUCACUCUCUAAGAGGUUGUCUCAGACUUCUUCCAUUGAGUAUGCCGAUAACAUCCCAGAUGAGUUGACGAUCCCCGAAAUAGACGUGGAGCGAUUAUCCUCACACAGCCACACAGAGACGGCUGUUUAGCUCCCAGCCCGCAACCUCUUCCUCGCGCCGCGCUCCCGUCCUGCCUGCUCUGCUCCGAUUAUCAUAAACCAAUUUAACCCUCGCCCACAGUCAUCAUUUCAAUGACCGACCCCCUCAGCGACCCAUGCCCCCUCGUUAGCCGCCGACACGAGCAGCAACCGGGUACUUCUCCAAAAACAAAAACAAAAUCCACAAAAAAAUUAAACAAAACGCCAUCGCAAUCGACCAUCGAGCGCCAGCGACGACUGCCCGGCCAGACCGCCCACCGCUGGUAGCCACGCCAUCACUCCGGGCUUCGGCCACACGACCGCGCAAUUAUAUAUAGUAUAUCUCUACCCAUAUAAUUGCACUGCGUUGCAUCGUUUGUUCGUUGAAAUGUUGUUAUCUAGUGGACAUUGAGUGUCUCGUUUCGUUUUACUAAAGAAUUAGAAGACAGGAUCCGUGCUGGCGACAUGGACUAAAUUGAUUAGCAAUAAAUGGGCGAUCGUCAGUUCGCUCAUAGCGAUUUAAUUAGGUGCCUAGGUGAGAGACUCGCGUCCAGUGGGACUCUCACGAGACGAGGACGUGCGUCGUUAUCCGUCGUGCACUCUGACUGGGUCCGCCGCGUCGACCAGGAGAUUGUCUGUCUGUAUGUCUGUACAAAGCUCCUCGUGCACCGUCGCCGCGGCUCGGCCUUUGUCAGCCAAGGCUGCGCGCGCCCUCGUUCUUCUAUCACGAGCCGCCGUCGCCGAUCCGCUGGACUAGAAGCGCACACCGGCGUGGGCGACCCGUCCUUAACUUAUUAUUAAAAAUGUAGGUAUCAGAUGUUGUCUGCCAAAUGUUUGAGGGGAGGCAAUAACCACACGUGCAGUUAUUAUAGAUUAGUCUUUAUAAAUAUGAUAGUAGUACCGUUAGUCGAAUUACUGCUUCUCCUCGCCUUCUUCUGUUGUAAUCUAGGUCUAACUCUGACUUAGUUAUGAUGUAGAUAGUCUAGCGGUGACACUAGAUAUACAUUAUUAUACAUAUUUAAGAAAGAACCUGUACGAGGUACCACCUCGACCUCAGAGAUUCGUUUGUUUUAUACUUUAUCUAAAUGUACUUUGAUUGGAAAAGAACAAAAUGAAACAACCAGUACAUUACUCUUACGUACGUAGUUAGUAAGCUGUGUAUAAUGGCGCGUCGGCAUAUCGAGCCGCGACCAAACGACCCCUCUAGUCGGCGACGGUACUUAGCUAUGCGCAUCGGCCUUAGUACUUCGGCCCCGGGGUUGCCGCCGGGGCCACCGUGUUCGGUCGGGUCACGUCGGAUCGAUCGUAAUUAUCACGUAGUCACGUUUCGGUCUUGGUUCGCUGCGACCGACGAGCUCGCGCACACAUUUAUACACUACUCCGUAUCGGAUCCAUCGUCUUAGGUGUUCGUACAGAACGGCGUCGCGUCAAAGCGACGUCAGUGCAUCGGGACGGCCCGCGGUGAAUAUGCGCACGUUCGCCCUUCGUCCUCGCGUCGACGUCUCCUUUGAACCCGCCGGUGCUCGACGGACAUCGUCCGACACCCGCUCCGAGACCCCAGCGAGCGUUCACUUCCGACCGCCUCCACCAUUCUAGUCAAGCAAAUUUUUGUCGAUUUCAGGCGGUCGGCGCACGGCCGUCCUCGGCUCCCGGAGCGGACGUCGUCCGGACGCGCUCUCCCACGUUGCUUCCGUGGUAGCGCGCGUUCCUAUUACUAUGUAAUAUAAUUUUACUUAUUAUGUUAUAUCUAUCUGUGGUUCGUCACGCCCUUGCCCAUCAGACUCCAUACACUUCUAGUUGAUCAAACGAACCGCAAUCAUCAUUAUUACCAUUAUUAUUACUUCGUUUGUUUUUGUAGUCUACACACUUUAAUAAAAUUAUAAAUCGAAGGGGUGUUAGUUAUAGCCAGGUCUCGUGGCGCAUGAUGAGAUCUUUUUACGGACACAGGCCAGAAGCAGUAGCAGUCGCAGAUCAGAUAUUGAUAUAUUAAAAAAAAAUCAUCAUGAUUAUGCCGAAUUUUGUCAACGUGGCAUUUUAAGUUGAAUGUUGUUAUUUGUAAUUUAUAAUGGUACAAUUAAAUCGUUAUCAUGUUAUGGUUGUUAUUUUAUACGAACUCGCCUCUCGCGCUAUCGCGCAAACUCGCGCCACUGGCAGGUCCGGUGGCUCAGGAUCGAACUAAAGGUGGAUCGGAGUACGGCCGUGACCAUUCUACCUAAUUAAGUUUUAUUGUCUGUCUGUGCUUUUAUUUAUAUAAUAAAGGUAUUUUGAGCUUUAAAUUAAAGAGAGGUGAAUAACAUGCUGUUAAAGUGUUUUAAUGAUUCCAUUUCAGGAUCGCCUGUAAAUUAUUUUAUUGUUGUGAAAGGCCUUUUUUAUUACAUUUGUUCUGUCAGAUAUUUUUCAAGUUCAUAUGAAUGUUUGUUCUUCAACGUUGUAAUAUAAUUUAAAGAAUUUACAAAAUGCUAUGAAUAUUUUCAUAUUAAACAUGAAUUUUAAAAUAUAAUCACGCAUAUAUAAAUUAACACUGAAUUUUAUUUAACAACCUCACCUCUCUGUUAUUCGUGCUUUUUUAUUAUUUAUUUACACACACACUUUUUUUAUUAGCUUAGCCCUCGUAUCUUUCAACUCCUCGUUAAUCCAAAAUUAUACAUUCUCGAAAUUUUACGUAACAACUAUUAAUUAAUGUACUCGAAAAAAUUACCAACAUUUCAACUAUAAAACACAAAAUAAGUUACAAAAUACUAAUAUCUAGGAUGUAAACUUAACUAACGGAAAUGUAUUUUAAAUGUAUAUAUAUCUCUCACUGGGGAUCCGGCGCACUAUGUGCGAAGCCCAGUUUUUGGAGAGCAACCUUAAUAUCUUUGUAAACUGUUGGAUCUUCUACAGUGCCCGAAAUCUAUAAUAAAGUUAUUGUUAAUAAA